GAAAGGGGGAUGGAGGGAAGGGAGGCCCUGGAAGAGGAGGAGAGGUGGGAGGAGAAGGAAAGGAGCUCUACUCUGGGAGCCCCUAGGUUGGGGCCAGGGGAGGGGAAGAAUGAGGGACUGGGGAGACCUCACUAGGCACACGGUCCCCUCUGCUCUUGCCCUGCUGCCCUCCCUGUGCGGGGUCAGGCGCAGGAGAUGUCCCUGGGGAAGUAAGAGUUCUGUGGAGGACAGGCUGACAUGCAAGGGGCUGUGGGAUCCCAGGGGAGGGGAUGCUCCCCCAGCCUUACCGGGAGACAAGGACGAGCCAGGAGGGCUUCAGGGCCCAGGAGGACAGGUGACCCAAUGGCCGAAGGACCUGGGCCGGCCAGCCAGACCUCCCCCUCUGGCGCCUCCCUCCAGCCGAAGUCCCGCCCUUCUGCCACACCCCUGACUCACUUCCUUUGCCUACCAGCGGAAACCUCCCAGCGCUUCCUCCCCUCACGCUCCCCAGGGACUCGCAGGUGUUGCUCCCCUCCAGGCCCGAGCUGGCCGGGCCAGACCCCUGACCCCUCUGGGACCGUCCCCAGGACCCUGGUGUUUUCUGUGUCCUGAGUUGCAGCCCCAGCAUCUGGCCUGGGCAGGGGGCUGCCCUUGGUGGGCUGGGGGGCCAGCAGGAGCUUAACCUGACAGCUGCAGGGAGGGCGACCUGCAUGCCGAGCGCCGCCUCUGCGCCAUGGACGGCGGCCAGGUCAGUCUGGAGCCCGCGGCCGCGGGCCCCAGCAUCCCCGGCCCGAGCGUGAUCGCGCCGCUGCGCGCCGUGGUCCGCCUGCGUCGCCGCGUGUGCCUCCUGCGCAAGCGGCGCCUCCUGCCGCCGGGCGCGGGGCCGGCCUCCGGGGCUGGAGCGGCCAGAGCCGGCUGCAGCUCGGGGGCGCCGCGCGCCGACUGGGACCGGCCGCAGUUCUUCACCUUCGACGGCCCGGCGGAGCUGCGCUCCAGGACGCCGCGCAAGAGGCGCCGGCGCAGCCGCGUGGUGCUCUACCCGGAGCCCUCGCGCAAGUGCCGGCCUCACGCCGAGCGCCGGAGCCGCGCGCAGCGCUGCCUGGUGUUACUGGUGGCCGUCGUGGGCUUCCAGGUGCUCAACGCCAUCGAGAACCUGGAUGAUAACGCGCAGCGCUACGACCUCGACGGGCUGGAGAAGGCGCUGCAACGCGCCGUGUUCGGGCAGCCGGCCGCCGUGGGGCGCAUCGUGGCGCUGCUGCGGGACUACCUGGCCACGCACGUACACAGCCGCCCGCUGCUUCUGGCGCUGCACGGGCCCAGCGGCGUGGGCAAGAGCCACGUGGGCCGCCUGCUGGCGCGCCACUUCCGCGCGGUCCUCGAGGACGGCGCGCUGGUGCUGCAGUACCACGCGCGGCACCACUGCCCCGAGCCGCGGGCGGCGCAGGCCUGCCGCGAGCAGCUGGCCGGGCUGGUGGCCGACGUGGUGGCGCGGGCCGAGGUGGAGGAGAAGACCCCGCUCGUGGUGCUGGACGAGGCCGAGCUGAUGCCGCGGGAGCUGCUGGACGAGCUGCGGAGCCUCCUGCAGCCGCAGCGGGCCCACCACUUCCACAACGCGGUUUACGUGCUCCUCAGCAGCGCGGGCGGCGCGGACAUCACGCGCUUCGUGCUGCGCAACGCGUCCAGCACGCGGCCCCGGCGCCCCGACGGGGAUCCGGACGGGGCGGCCACGCUGCGCGCCGAGGAGGAGCUUCGCGCUGCCCUUCGGGCGCUCCUGGUCCGCGAGCACCCGCUGUGGCAGGCCGCGGCCAUCGUGCCCUUCCUGCUGCUGGACAAGCAGGAUGUGGUCAGCUGCUUCCGCGAGGAGAUGGCCGCGGAGGGCUUCUUCCCGGAGCAGGCCCGCGCCGAGCUCCUGGCGGCGCAGCUCAGCUACUACCGCGUCGCUGGCCGGGAGUUCGCCGUCACCGGCUGCAAGCAGGUGGUGGCCAAGGUCAAUCUUUUGUAGCACAGCCUUAGCGGGACAUGGCGGUCGCCAGUGGGCCGGCGGGACUCUUGGGUUGGGGGUGGCAGUAGGAUGGAGGGGACCCUGUGGGUUUGCCUGAGGCCUCUAAUAAAUCUGUCUCCAGCCCCCACUGGCCUCCCCCCAGCCGUUUUCACCCUGGGACCUAGGGAGGCUGGCGGGGCUGGGCCAGUUCUGUGCCGGCCACUUCCAAUAACAGUUCCCCCUGAGCCCCCAAUCUGCCACCUCCUGGUUCUGAAUUCAGCCCACAUUUCUGAGCACCUGCCCUGUGCCCCUCGCAGCAGGCAUCCCGGCAGGUCGGCAUUCCCAUCUCCUUGCUCCAGAGGAGGGAUGGCCUCGGAGAAAGUGCGUGGCUCCCAGGGAGGGUCACGUAGCUGGUCCCCUGCAGCAGGACGUGACUUCAGCUCUGUGGGAGGGUCACGUAGCUGGUCCCCUGCAGCUGGAUGUGACUUCAGCUCUGUGGGAGGCCUGCACACUUGUACACACUCCCAUCCAACCCUUGCACACCUGCUCACCCCAUGGGCCCCGAAGUCCUGGAUGCUCUUCCUGCCAGGAGAAUCACGACGCCUCCCUGGAUUUGUCCUGGACUCCACGGCCCAGGAGCUGCUGGGAAGACGGGAUGUGUGGGAGUCUCCACGCGUGAGCUCACCCAGUGGAAUCCGCCAAAGGCUCUGGACGGCGGGGAGAACUCUCUCAGGGUGACAGGGGCGCUGAGUUCUCGGCCCCCCUGCCCUGGUCACCACCUUGCUCCAGGACGCUGAGCUGGGACGGGCCUUGGGGUAGAGAUGGCGUAGGCCCACCUCAGAGGGUUUCAGGUUUUCAGGCGCUGCGGGCGCCUUUUGCGCGUUUCCCCCGGAGGGCGGUGGUCGCGUCCAAGCGGCCCCCACCGGCUCUCGCAGCCCCAGCCCUGGGGUGGCCUCAGUGCUGCCGCCCGGUGGCCGCGCGGGGUCGCGGGGCCGCGGGGUCUGGGGGCGGGGGAGCGGGGACACGUACAGCGAAUGCCGGCCGGGACCUGAGGAGCAGAGGCGAAGCUCCAGCUGGCCCGGCGCAGGGCUGUGCGCGCCACCCCCCGCGUCAGAGCUCAGCACACCCCCGGGGCCCCGCAGACCCGGGCACCAGCACAGGCCGCUCCGGAGGCUCCCGCCGUGGGGAGAAGCCCCCGCCCAGUCCCAGGUCGGCGGUUCUCUCCCGGGCGGAGGUCUGCCCGUAGGACAGGGAAGCUGCUGGGCCGGACCAGCGGCGGCACCCAGGUGGCAAGGGCGGAGGGCUCUGGGCUGGUCCAGAGAAGUUCUGCGAACUCCUGGGGCCAGGCAUGGGUGCAGGGAGAGGGGAGGUGCAGGCGACAUUUGGAAGCUUUGUCCCCCCCCCCCCCGGUGGGGGGAGGCGUGGCCAUGUCUGUCCACCCGACAGCACUUGCUGCGCAGCUGGGGAAAGGAGCCGGUGUCUGUUCCAAGGUCCUGGCCCGGCCCCUGCAUCCGGGUGAGGGAGACAGGCCCAUCGUCCUCCCGGCUUACACUUCUCGUGGGACUUUGUCUUUGCCUUUUAUGCUUUUUUAUAUCUUGCUGUAUUUUUAGUUUUUGGUAGUGGUUCCCCUCAGGGUCCCAUCUGUCUCCUUAAUCUGCUGGCAGGUGUACCCCGGAACGAGGAGUUACACCCUCACUUGGGCAGUGAACCCAAGGGCGCUGGAGUGAGGGCCAGUCUACCCUCUCCGCCCUCAGAGCCGUCUCACCGAGUACUUCAACUCUGUCCUUUCAUCCAACCCCCCUUAUCAGACAUUAUAUUUAAUUUUUAUUGAUUUUUAAAUUUUAUUUUAUUGAUGUAUUUAUAAACUAGUUCCCUCUUUUUCUGGGGCUCUGUAAUUCCCAUUCUGCUAGAAACCAGGUUCUCAGGUUCUCUCUGUGCCGGUGGGACUGUUUUCCAGCCGUGAGUCAGUUCAUGUUCCCUGGGCUGGGACAGCUGGUAGGACACGAUGCUUGAAGACUUACUUGGCUCUUUUUGGGCUUUUUCCCUUAGAACUUGAUUUUGUU
Lutra lutra (Eurasian river otter) is the source of this 4023-nucleotide messenger RNA. It is a transcript of the gene TOR4A, whose product is annotated as torsin family 4 member A. Gene Ontology annotation, cellular component: endoplasmic reticulum lumen; nuclear envelope. The coding region runs from base 713 to 1981 and encodes 422 amino acids. Lineage: Eukaryota; Metazoa; Chordata; Mammalia; Carnivora; Mustelidae. Gene Ontology annotation, molecular function: ATP binding; ATP hydrolysis activity. The record is from RefSeq and is a predicted model, not a curated record. The transcript has 2 exons.